UCCCGCCCAGCCGUACUCGCUCGCACGCAAGGGAGAAAGUCAAAACGAGCAGAAAGGAAAAACGAAACCCAUUUUUUCUGUCUUCGUCUCGUGUGUUUGCGUGGACUUUUGCCAAAAACGAUCGGUGUCUCUGGCUGUGGCAGGAAAGCUCCACCUUUUUGGCUGAACGCAUCCAGGCUGUCCCAGGUGGCCGCGAUUCGGGGCCUACACGGGCUUUGCUGGCAGAAGUGUGUGUGUGCCGUGCCGAUCGAGGGAGAGAGGGAGAGUUGAAUAAGCGCCCAGCUCCAGUGGCCAACAGUGUGGAGGAGGCAGUGUGUAAGUGUGGCAAAUCCAAUACGAAAAGAAAACGGUGCAAACGAUUGCUCUGCUCGGGGUCAUCUCGGUUGUCCGAGCUGCAGCAGAACGUCUUAGAAACGCAUCGGCCUACUUCGAAAGACGCGCUUUUCCAUUCAUGUGAACCUCGCGGUGGAAAAGCAAACGCUUUUCGGUUCGUUCUCCAACUUUAUCAUUUACCGGCGCGUCGAAAUCGCUCACUUCCGCACAGUGGCAAGUGUCCAAACAGUGGCUGCAGCAUACGCUUUCGUCUUACUCUACGAUUUCCGCGUUUAUUUACUUGUGCUUGUGAGUGCGUUUCCGUGCGCGCGCGUGUGUGUGUGUGUGAGUGAAAGUGCGCGAAAAGAAACAACGGAUAGUGAGAAAAAGAUCUCGAGACGUAAUCCUCCACCACCACCUACCUGCAAUUCUUCCUGCAGCCCACCCAGUUUUGCCACCGAAGGCUGGCAAAACGCGAACGGAAACGCGGCGAAGAGAGCGAGAGAGCAUUAAUCAUCGUGCGAAAAGUUAGACAACGACGGCUGGCUGUAGGGCCCAAGUGCCAGGAUGAAUGCCUCCGAUCAUGGGUUCAAUCCAGCGUUUAACAUGGCCACGAUACGACAAGCCAUCAACGAAACGAUAGAACGAGUACGGAUCCCGACACCGACCCGCCUGCGCGAUCUCAUCCGACAGAUUCGGGCCGCCCGGACGGCGGCCGAGGAGCGGGCGGUGGUGAACCGCGAGUGCGCCUACAUCCGCAGCACCUUCCGCGAGGAGGACUCGGUCUGGCGGUGUCGCAACAUUGCCAAGCUGCUGUACAUACACAUGCUCGGCUAUCCGGCCCACUUCGGCCAGCUCGAGUGUCUGAAGCUGACGGCCAGCCCGCGGUUCACCGACAAGCGGAUCGGCUAUCUCGGCGCGAUGCUGCUGCUGGACGAGCGGCAGGACGUCCAUCUGCUGAUUACCAACUGUUUGAAGAAUGACCUCAACAGUCCAACACAGUUCGUCGUGGGGCUGGCGCUCUGUACGCUCGGUGCGAUCGCGUCCCCGGAGAUGGCCCGGGACUUGGCAGGCGAGGUGGAAAAGCUAAUGCGCUCGCCGAACGCGUACAUCCGGAAAAAGGCCGCCCUGUGCGCGUUCCGGAUCAUCAAGCGGGUGCCGGAGCUGAUGGAAAUCUUUCUUCCGGCGACCCGGUCGCUGCUGAACGAGAAAAAUCACGGAAUUUUAAUCGCUGGCGUCACACUCAUCACGGAGAUGUGCGAAAAGAGUUCCGACACGUUGAAUCACUUUAAAAAGGAUAGUGGAAAUCAAGAGAUUGUGCCGAAUCUGGUGCGAAUCCUGAAAAAUCUGAUACUGGCUGGCUACUCGCCGGAGCACGACGUGAGCGGCGUUAGUGAUCCAUUCCUGCAGGUGAAAAUCUUGCGUCUGCUAAGAAUCCUCGGACACAACGAUCCGGACGCGUCGGAAGCGAUGAACGACAUACUGGCACAGGUGGCAACCAACACGGAGACGAGCAAAAACGUGGGCAACACGAUCCUCUACGAGACGGUGCUUUCCAUUAUGGAUAUCAAAUCCGAAGGUGGCCUUCGUGUGCUGGCGGUGAACAUACUCGGCCGGUUCCUGCUGAACAGCGACAAGAACAUCCGGUACGUCGCGCUGAACACGCUGCUGCGGACGGUGCACGCGGACAUCUCGGCGGUGCAGCGGCACCGCACCACGAUACUGGAGUGCCUGAAGGAUCCGGACGUCUCGAUCAGGCGGCGAGCGAUGGAGCUCUCGUUUGCGCUGAUCAACUCGCAAAACAUACGCGCCAUGUCGAAGGAGCUGCUCGUGUUUCUCGAGAAGGCGGACCCGGAGUUUAAGGCGCAGUGCAGCAGCCGCAUGGUGCACGUGGCGGAGCGGUACGCCACCUCGAUCCGCUGGCGGUUGGACACGCUGCUCAGCGUGCUGAUAGCGGCUGGCAAUUAUGUGCGCGAUGACGUGGUGUCGUCUACGAUUCAUCUCAUUCUCAACAGUCCCCCGGAGGAGCAGGCGUACAUUGGGCUGCGUCUCUGGAGCUCGGUGCACAAUGUGGCAAACUCGGAGGAAAAACAGCCGCUGCUGCAGGUGGCCGUGUGGACGAUCGGAGAGUACGGUGAUCUGUUGCUCAGCUCGGAAAGAAUCGAAGAUGUUGAAAUCCCUGCAGAACAUCAGCUGGUCGAUAUCUAUCAGCGGCUGCUCUGGUCUACCUCGGUUUCGACGACGACGAAACAGUACGCGCUGGUGUCGCUGGCCAAGCUGAGCACACGCAUCCGCACGAAGGAAGAAGAGACACGCGUGAAGCAAAUGAUCGAAGCGUUCGGUUCCCAUUUGAACAUCGAUCUGCAGCAGCGAGGCGUCGAGUUUGCGCAGCUCUUCCGCGACUAUAGCCAUCUUCGGCCGGCACUACUCGAGAAGAUGCCGAAGAUACAGAAAACGCUUCCAAAUGGCACGGACGCUGAGGGCGGUGGCUUUGACGAUCAGCAACCCACCAUCGACCUGAUCGAGGGUGGUGAUGAUGGCGACUCCUCGCUGAUGAUCAACACCUCCGGCGGUAUGGUUGGCAAGAUGGGAUCGGAUUCGCGCGCCCUGCUCGAUCUGCUCGGUGGAGGGGACGAUCCGAUCGAUGGGCUGGCACUGACGCCGACCGCCGAUGUGCUCAUUUCCGGCAGCACAACCGCCACCACGAACGGCAAAUCGGGGGUCGGCGGUGCACCGUUACCCCCCACGACCGGCAACAAUCAGGAUCUGCUCGAUCUGCUCGGCAGCCUCGAUAUGCCGGCCAGCACACCGCCGGCCGCUGUCAAUUCGUCGCUCGGCGCCAGCACACCGGUGCUCGGCGGUAUCGGGCUCGAUUUGAACAGCCUGAAUGACAAUAGCAUCAAGAACGGUACCGGCGGACCGAACCUGCUGGCCAACUCUUCCUCCUUCGGUGGGCUCGACAAUCUGCUAAACUCCAACCUGUCGCCAACGGCGAUGCCAACGACGAUGCCGGCGAUGCUGCCGGGGCUGGGCUCGCCGCUCGGCAGUGGACUGGGCAGCCUUACCAGCCCCACGUCACCGACGGGGCUCGUGAGUACAAACGGCACGACCGGCAGUUUGUUUAGCGAUUUUUCGGCGGCAGUUAUCAACAACAACGAUGAACAUGCCAAACUGCUGACGGCACUGGAUAAAAAUGGUAUCCUGGUGCAACUGUCCGCGAAGCAUACGGGCGGUGCAUUGCAGAUCCUGAUGACGGCGACCAACAAUUCGCUCACCACCCUCGAGCAGUAUCUAUUCCAGGCGGCCGUUCCGAGAAGCUUCUCCCUGCAGAUGCUCUCCCCAUCGGGGUCUACGUUACCGCCCGGUGGAACGAUAACGCAGGAAAUGCGUGUUACUAGCACAGCAAAGGCAACGCUAAGGAUGCGUCUGCGAAUAUCGUACCAGUCGGACGGCAACCCGGUGCAGGAGCAAACCGAGGUAUCCGGCUUCCCGGAGGAACCUACCGAAUGAGACGCAAACGCAAACAACUCCCGGUACUACACCGAAACGACGGCACCAGCAGCGUUGCAGCAUCCAGCAACGGCACCAACAGCAGCAGCCAAGCCACUGUUGCUACUGCCCGCCGGUGUUUAAUUAAGUAUUCUCUCUCUCCCUCUCUUACACUCUCUUGUUUCUAUUUGCAAUACGUUUUCCGCACCACAAGCUGGGCCCUUUACUCGCGAAGGGGCUGGGUGUGUGUCUUUCAUUGUCCAAGAGCUUAAUUUAUGUUUAUUUUGUGUUAUUUUUGUUGCGUGAAAGGAUGUCUGACGUCACAGGCACGUCUAAGUACUAGCUUCAAUUGUAUAGAUUUGUAGUAGCUUAUAAACGAAAGCAAAGGUUUUUAUCUCAUUUUGGACUCAUCUCUUCCAUCCAUUGAUUUUAGUUUAGUCACCGCGCAAGAUUUGGUUUUAUUUGUAAUGCAAUGGAUAAUGGGAAGAGAAAAGAGAAGCGGAGGAGAAGGAGGAGUGGGAUUAGAUUUACCGUGCUUAGGAAAGAAGCCAGCACUUUCCACUACUACUUCCUCGGGGUCUCGGUCACUCACUUCCUGCUAAAUCGUAAAUCGGGAUCCACUAUUUAGAAAGCAAUUGCAGAACAAAGUGUGUGCAAAUCAGUGCGGGGCGAUAAGAAGCAUAGGAAGGUACGCAAAGAGAGAGCUAUACUCAAAUGCGGCAGGGAAUGGAAAUUAAUUUGUCUUUCGAUUCGCGUCCCCCAAUACAGCACUCCAUUCUUUCAUUUAGCAAUUGUAUUAUUCUAGAUUUUUCUUAUAAGAAAUGAUCGUUCUAUGACGAGAAUUGGACUCUAUGGCACCCUUGUUGGACACUCAUUGGAAAUUCCUAUUGGAUUUGUUCAAAAAGGGUGCUAUAGAGUCCAAUUUCUUUGAUGUACGUUUUCAUUUCAUGUACGAAAGAGUCAUGAAAGUUUCCCACAAGUAUGAGAACUCUUUUUAAAACCCUGUAUUCCAGAUCAGAAAAAAAGCUGCUUCGUUUGGGACAUUAUGAUGCCCCGUCCUGGACAGAUAGCUAGCGAAGAAUGGGAUAAAGAAUGGGAGUGAGUGUGUUUCGCAUCAGCGACCGUGUGUUUGGCUUGAAUGUGAUUGUUCUGUUUGCGAGAGUGUGUGUGUUACGAACAUUAUGCAUUUUGCGUUUGUAUAUACCGAUUUUUGCUGUGCAUAAUAAUAGUAGAAAAGAGGCAAGUGAAGGAGGGCAGUGUAAAACGCGAUAAUUGUAUCAAACUAAGGAAAGGUUUUACUGCACGGUAUCUUUACUAAACAAAUUCGCUACUGCUGAUGCCGCGUGCUCCCUCUGAAUGCUUCGUGUUUGGUAAUGUUGUAGGGGAAGCCAAGUGUAAAAGACAUCAAAACGCCUCUCACGUCCUAGCUUGUACGGUAAUUCAUAACCAGCGCGCUGUUACGCUAACGGGAGAAAACGCGAGAAAAGGAUUGCUCCAACGGGACUAGCAAAACAAAAAAACGAGGAACUUAUUCAUAAGCUUUAGAGGAAAGGGGCAAAGGAUGAGAUAAGACAUAUGGAAACUGGAAAGAGUUAACGUAGGCAAUACUUUGAACACUUUUAGGGAAACAUAUACAAUAGUGUAACAAUAUCAACCACACAACACCGCUCUCCAGUCAACCCAGCCAACCAACCAACACAAUAUACAUCUACUUAUAGGAACCCGCUACUAAAACAAGUGCAAGUGAAAUUAAGCAUGAAACACUUACAAAAAAAACUAUAUUAAUGUGUGGCUCAAGCAGGUGUGUGUAGUGUCGCGCGCGUUACAAGAAUGUUUGGAAGCAUUUGAUUGUUGAUCGUGUUGUAAAACGCCCCCCCCGAAACGCAUUCGUAUUCUUGUUAAUGGACCCUAGAUGAUGAUGAUGGUGACCCGCCGGAUGGUACUAGUUAAGGUGGUGUGUAUGUGAUGUAUGUGUCCCCAUAAAUCAAGAAGAAGCUGUGUUUCUGUGUAAUGUGUAAUUACUAAGUCGAACGCGGACACCCUCCCCCGAUCAAGUGAUCUUCCCCGUCACAACACAAUUGACUCUGAUACUCCCCCGUUCCUAGUGCGCUAAUUUUUCCGGGCGGCUACUGUGAGUUCCAAGCGUGCAGAUUGCCAUCCUUAAAGAGCAAAGAAAGAGAGAGAGAGAGAGAGAAGAAUGAAAAUGGGGUAGGCAAAAAAGCGAAAGAGAUUGUUCCCUUGUGCGCGAUGAUGUGAGUGUGAGAUCAGCUCAAAAAAAGGUAGAAAAAAAGAAGAAGAAAAUAGUGUGGCCACGCCACCGGAUCUGGUGUUUUCCGUCCAAUCGCAAAUGAGAAACCCCGAGAAAAAAAGCAAACAGGAGAAUUACAGGCGGAAUGGUGAAGUUUAUUAGCGCAAGAUAGAAGCAAAUUGGGAAGACACGGACGCGCAUAAAUACAUAUUUACAACACCGUACACAGUAGCAAUGGUAUGUGUUAAAACUUCCCUUUCUUUCUAUUCUCAACUUACUACCUUUUUGUGUGUAAGACUUUUUGCUAUUGGAGAAUACAAGCUAGUAAGAAUUUGUGUUAUUGUUUAGUUUGGUUUUCCCCUUUCUAUGUGAUGUUGUGUAUGGUUUCGCCUUUCAUCUUUUUUAUUCUUUUUGUAGUUUAAUUUAAAUUUUGUUUGCGCUUUUUCUAUUUUCUUGUAUUGAAUGUUUUUUUUUUGAAAAUUCUCAUCCAAUGAGUUAGUGGUAAAAGUGAUAGUACUUAAAAAUUGUAUCAAACUAUGGAAAAUGGUCAAGUUGAAAAAUGGCAGAAAGAGCAAUAAGAAAGUAGAGCGCAAACAGUGUGUGGUUGUACCGUUGUGCAAAGAAACUCUUGUAAGAAAGGUGAAAAGACACAGGACAACAAUGGGGAAUGAAAAGAGGAAAAGCUAAUACAAUUAAAAUAGAGAGUGGUUGUAAGAAAUGGAAACUACUUAAUAAUACCCUCCCUCAACACAUACACAGACACCCGUAUCAUAAUGUAGCUAUAUAUUAUUAUUCGGAUAAAUAAAUUAAACGAGAGUAACACAUGUUAACUGGCUGCUGCAAAGAGGCGAAUGAAAAAGAGCAAACAAGUGAGAAUAGAAAAACAAUUCUCUUCACACCCCCGAGAGGCGAUCGCUUAUAUUUUUCUCCCAUUUGCACAACGUAUUGUUGUGCCACAUUCGUAUGGCGGCAGUAAAAAGAAAGGAAACUAUACUAUUAACAAUAAUUAUAAUAUCCCCAGAAUGCUGAAGGCAGUAGGAAAGCGCGAGAGAGAGAGAGAGAGAGAGAGAGAGAGAGAGCAAGCGAACUGAAAGGCAAAAGAAAAGAGGAUAAAGGAAAAUUAUAAAUAAAUGUACGAUACAUUAUUGUA
Molecule: messenger RNA, 7199 nt
Organism: Anopheles coluzzii
Lineage: Eukaryota; Metazoa; Arthropoda; Insecta; Diptera; Culicidae
Gene: AP-1gamma
Product: AP-1 complex subunit gamma-1
Exons: 17
Coding region: 880-3822 (980 amino acids)
Biological process (GO): receptor-mediated endocytosis; Golgi to vacuole transport; intracellular protein transport
Cellular component (GO): Golgi apparatus; AP-1 adaptor complex; membrane coat
Molecular function (GO): clathrin-cargo adaptor activity
Source: RefSeq, a predicted model, not a curated record